Cryptomeria japonica (Japanese cedar) is the source of this 1534-nucleotide messenger RNA. RefSeq names its product ras-related protein RIC2. Gene Ontology annotation, molecular function: GTP binding; GTPase activity. Lineage: Eukaryota; Viridiplantae; Streptophyta; Pinopsida; Cupressales; Cupressaceae. The transcript has 3 exons. Bases 491 to 1138 code for a protein of 215 amino acids. The record is from RefSeq and is a predicted model, not a curated record. Gene Ontology annotation, cellular component: endosome.
ACAAUCAAAUCCCCAAAAGAUCUCUGGUACACUUUCCGUUAUAAAACCUACGGAUCCUCAUAUAACAAACCCAUCAAAUCCAAAUUCCUAAUCAUUUAAUCCAAGCUGCCCAGUUGUCAACACCCUCACCUCCAGCUCAUACCCAGUUCCCUGGUUGGUUGGCGCUCAUCUAACACUUCUUUGUCUGCCACUGCUCUUUUAAAAAGUUUCACGUCAUAAAUCAUUAUCAUCCUAACAGGAUCUGAUAAAAAAUUUCCCACCUCUUAAUGCAAAUCACAGGAAGGGAGCAUAGGCCAGGCUUUUGAGGUUCCCAAUACCCCAAGGAACCUUCUCAUAUCUGAGGAUCCAGCACCCAUCUCCUAGAUCAGCGUAUCACAUCUUCUGGAUAUCUUCACCUUGUAUCCUUCCAACCAGGCCGAGUGAUAUAUUUGUCGGGUGAGAUAUCUAGGUCUUGGGCUUUUGAUACCGAAGAUAUUUCUGUGUUCGGAAGAUGGCCUAUAAGGCAGAUGAUGACUAUGAUUAUUUGUUCAAGGUGGUUCUGAUCGGAGAUUCUGGGGUGGGGAAGUCCAAUCUUCUGUCCAGAUUUACUAGAAAUGAAUUUAGCCUGGAGUCGAAGUCUACCAUCGGUGUGGAGUUUGCAACAAGGAGCAUCAGUGUUGAUGGAAAGAUGAUCAAGGCUCAGAUAUGGGACACUGCUGGUCAAGAAAGGUACAGGGCAAUUACUAGUGCAUAUUAUCGUGGAGCUGUUGGUGCAUUACUGGUUUAUGAUAUUACCCGACAUGUUACCUUUGAAAAUGUAGAGAGGUGGCUCAAAGAACUUCGUGAUCACACUGAACACAAUAUUGUGGUGAUGUUGGUGGGUAACAAGUCUGACUUACGCCAUUUGAGGGCGCUUUCCACUGAAGAUGCCCAGACAUUUGCUGAACGAGAAGGUCUUUACUUCAUAGAAACAUCUGCUCUGGAAUCGACAAAUGUGGAAAAUGCCUUCAAACAGGUACUUACUCAAAUCUACAGGGUUGUGAGUAAGAAAGCUCUGGAUGCUUCAGAAGAUAGUGCAGCUGUCCCAUCACAAGGGCAGUCUAUAAAUGUCAAGGAUGAUGUAACAGCUACCAAAAAAGCUGGUUGUUGUAGCACAUAAGCAACCAAUCUCAAAUUCAGAUCUUUGUCCAGUGCAGGCAAUAUUCCAUAACUUGUUUUAAGUGCAAAAUACCUGGCUAUUUUGUGGAAUUAUUUUAUUGAUAUAAGCCGGCUGACAUUUGGUAAGAAUUAAGAAUAUAAGCCGGUUGACAUUUGGUAAGAAUUAAGAGGCUCCAGCUUUAAAAUUACUAGCAUCUAGGUUGAUGUUAGAGUGAAGAGAAGAAUGUAGGUUAUGAUGAAUGAUUUGAGUCGUAUGUCUUACUAUUGGCAUAUUGUCAAGAACCCUUCUCAAUCCCAUUGCCGAGUGUUCUGUAGUCCGUGGCUUUUAUUUUAUAUGCCAUCAUUUGUAUCUGUUAAUUCAUUUCUUUUCCCAUCGUGGGAAACUGAUUUUUUGAUC